Molecule: messenger RNA, 1767 nt
Organism: Papilio machaon (common yellow swallowtail)
Lineage: Eukaryota; Metazoa; Arthropoda; Insecta; Lepidoptera; Papilionidae
Product: tyrosine-protein phosphatase non-receptor type 11
Exons: 12
Coding region: 136-1719 (527 amino acids)
Biological process (GO): protein dephosphorylation
Molecular function (GO): protein tyrosine phosphatase activity
Source: RefSeq, a predicted model, not a curated record
GCACACGGAGCGGUAGUGAGCGAAUCAGCUCAGCGGUUGUGCUAUCGCGAGUGUUUUGUCUUGUGUUCAAACUAUUGUAAACUUCUACACACUAUCAUAAACUACUAAAAACUAUAACUAGUCUUCUUUGUGUUAAUGAUGUCAAAAGAGAGCACCAGAUUGAGUCGUCUGGGAGUCCUCGCUCCAGCCGCUCUGUCAGCAUGUAUGGACGCCUCUGUACUAGCAGUGCCCGCAGCCGGGGCGAUUGUAUCAACAGUACUGAAAGAACUAAGCAAGGCCUUCAUGCUCAAGAAAUGGUUCCAUGGGAUCAUGUCGGCUAAAGAUGCAGAACAACUUAUCAUGGAGAAGGGAAGGAAUGGCUCGUUCUUGGUGCGGGAGUCGCUGACCCACCCCGGGGAAUAUGUACUCUCUGUUCGAGUCAGAGGUCGCGUUUCCCACGUCAUGAUACGGAGACAGCAAGAUAAAUACGACGUGGGCAGUGGUGAACAGUUCGACGAUCUAGUGGGUCUGAUCGAGCACUUCCGAUCUUACCCGAUGACAGAGACAUCUGGAGACGUGCUGCGUCUCUUACAACCUGUCAGUGGUACCUGCCUUCGUGCCAAGGAUAUUGAUGAAAAAGUCUUGGAAAUGGAUGACAUUCAAAAACCGGACAACAAAUGUGGAUUCGACGGAGAAUUUUACUCUUUAAAAUUUAUAGAAGAUAUGUUUGUUUUUACGGCAAAUGAAGGCGCUAAGAUGGAGAAUAUGCACAAAAAUCGCUACCGGAACAUAAUACCUUAUGACCAGACACGAGUGGUAUUACGACGUGGCAGUGAUGAUUCCCAUUGUUCAGAUUAUAUCAACGCCAACUACAUCAGAUCCUCUCGUCUCAGUGACAUUUCGAGUUCUGUACAGUCGUCCACAGAAAGUCUUAAUAGCGUGCAUUCACUGAUCCUGCAUAGAGAUUCUCGCGAGUCACUCCCACUGGUCUCCAAGUCACUCUCCGACGACGCACUUCGGGAGGUCAAAAAGUUUAUGAAAUUGGACAAAAUAAAAGGAAAUAAAAGACGAAAUAUAGUGAAAGACAAAUCAUACAUAGCAACACAAGGCUGUCUUACAAACACGGUAAAUGACUUUUGGCGUAUGAUUUGGCAAGAGGACGUCAGGGUAAUAGCAAUGAUCACAAACGAAGCUGAAAGGGGAAAGAAAAAGUGUGAUCGUUACUGGCCUCUGUCGGGUCAGAAAGAGAUGUACGGCAACCUGCUGGUGAAGUCUAUGUCAGAGACACAUUACGAAGAUUAUCUUCUGCGUGAAUUUGAUAUCAGCGACAAGAUUACAUGCAGAACUAUUUACCAAUACCAGUUUACUGCAUGGCCUGACCACAGUAUACCUGCAGAACCAGACGGAGUACUUUCGUUUAUAGACGAUAUUAAUAGAAGAAUGCGUCAAAAUAUGGAAGAGGAACGAGCUCCUGAACAGAAUGUGCUGUGCGUGCAUUGUUCGGCUGGGGUCGGCAGGACUGGUACAUUUAUUGUUCUGGACAUGCUCAUCGACAAGAUAAAAAUAUCCGGUUUCAACUGUGACAUAGAUGUUCACAACACGGUGAAAUUGGUCCGGUCACAGCGGAGAGGAAUGGUGCAGAAUAAAUUACAAUACAGAUUCAUAUAUCUAGCUCUCAAGAAAUACAUCGACAAUAAUAGCAGACAAUCACGAAAAAAGAUCUAUAAGAGCGAAGCGUAAUCUAAGAACACCAAAUUUGGACCAAAGUGCACAAUAUUUAAAUAUUAU